This is a messenger RNA of Bombina bombina (fire-bellied toad), 1267 nucleotides long. RefSeq names its product nuclear distribution C, dynein complex regulator (gene NUDC). The coding region runs from base 175 to 1161 and encodes 328 amino acids. Lineage: Eukaryota; Metazoa; Chordata; Amphibia; Anura; Bombinatoridae. Gene Ontology annotation, cellular component: cytoplasm. Gene Ontology annotation, biological process: protein folding. The transcript is spliced from 9 exons. The record is from RefSeq and is a predicted model, not a curated record.
GUUGCCUCGGUUAACCACUGUAGAAUCCUCUAGAAGCUUUGGCUAAAUCGUCAUAGCAACCGCCUCAACGCGAUUUGUAAUUGGCUGAAUCCUAUACGGAAGGACUAAGAUUCUUGGGGACUAGGAAGCAGCGUGUCUCGCGUGUAGUGUUAAGACGAGUAUAGCUGAGGAAUAAUGGCGACGCCGGUAGAUGAUGAAAGGUUCGAUGGCAUGUUGAUGGCAAUGGCUCAGCAACAUGAGGGUGGCGUGCAAGAGCUGGUAAACUCAUUCUUCAGCUUCUUGCGGAGGAAAACUGAUUUCUUUGUUGGCGGAGAGAGCGGAGCAGCUGAGAAGCUUAUCCGUGAUAUAUUUAAUCAACAUAACAAGCUAGCCCAGCAGGCCCGAGAAAAGAAAGAAACGGAAAUCCGAGAACGGGAGGCUGCGCAACGGGAUCGUUUAAUGAAACAGAAGACACAAGAACAAGACAAACCCAGAAUCACUGAGCUGACAGAUGAGGAGGCUGAGAAACUCCAGAAGGAAAUAGAACAGAAAAAGGCCAGAGAAACAGAGAAAGAGGAGAAGAUCUCAGAAACGGCAGAUAAGGAAUCAGAACCUAAGAAGGAUGAAGAUGAGGAAGAGGAUGAAAAAGAUAAAGGAAAGCUGAAACCUAAUUCUGGAAACGGAGUUGAUCUGCCUAACUACCGCUGGACACAAACACUCUCAGAAGUGGAUCUGAUUGUACCGUUCCCUAUUAACUUCCGACUAAAAGGUAAAGAUGUAAAUGUGGAUAUCCGGCGGCGAAGACUGACAGUGGGACUGCGGGGACAAAGCCCUAUCCUAGACGGAGAGCUGUUUAACGAGGUUAAGGUGGAAGAGUGUUCUUGGUUGAUAGAAGAUGGAAAGGUGGUCACAGUACAUCUUGAAAAGAUCAAUACAAUGGAGUGGUGGAAUCGGAUUGUUCUGACAGACCCAGAAAUAAAUACAAAGAAAAUUAAUCCAGAGAACUCCAAGCUUUCAGAUUUGGAUGGUGAAACGCGCAGUAUGGUAGAAAAAAUGAUGUAUGAUCAGCGGCAGAAAUCUAUGGGGCUCCCAACUUCAGAGGAACAGAAGAAACAGGAUAUUCUGAAAAAGUUCAUGGAGCAACAUCCUGAAAUGGACUUUUCCAAAGCAAAAUUUAGCUGAGUUUGCCUUUUACUUCACCUUAUACCUACUCUCAUGUUAAAUGUUCUGUAAAGAAGCACUGGCGGCUUCCACCUGUUCUUGUUUAUUAAAGAUGAACAAUAAGUAA